GCAAAGGCUUAAUCGAAGUUUCCGGUCUGCGAACACGGACGUAUGAUAAAGACCGUUUGCAUCUAUGCACCACUCAACAUCCUCUGAAGACCAAGCUCCUGGCAACGCUGUUCGAUAGGUCAAUCUUAUGAUAAUGAUGGCGCAUUCAACUGUAAGUGUGCAACCAGCCGCUGACAAUGUGAAGCAAAACCAGUGGAGCAGUGGAGUGUUUGACUGUUGUGAAGACAUGAGCAUCUGUUGUUGUGGUUUGUGGUGUCCUUGCUACCUAAUGUGUAAGACCAGUGAGGAUUUUGGAGAGUGUUUCUGUCUCCCCCUGCUGGAGUUGGGGUUUGGUUGCUUCCCAAAUCCUAUUACUCUCUCCAUGAGGAGCACAAUGAGAGAGAGGUACCAUAUUAAGGGUUCAUUACUUUGUGACUUCUGUGUGGCGAUCUGUUGCACUAUGUGCGUCUGGUGUCAAAUGGCGAGAGAGCUAAAGGCACGAAAGCAAUCCGCGGUGGUCAUUAAUCCUGCUGUCAAUGCAGCACACCAACAGCCACAAGCUUUUAACCAGCCAACACAAGCUGUCAGUAUGGCCUCCCAGUCUCAUCACCCUAUCAGUGCUCCCUAUUAAUCACUGCAUUGCACAUGCACAAAUCUGCUUUUAAAAUCAAGCUCCCACAUAAGCAAAUCAAUCUUAAUUUACAUAAUAUGUUGAAUUUAUGUACUGCUCAAGAAAUCUGUCCUUAUUUAUAUUUCUCUGUGUAACUUUAUGCCAUUAUUUUUAUUGACCAACUCAAUUAUCAAUAACAAAUUCUUAUUUUUGCACUUUCCUCUAUAGACUG
Molecule: messenger RNA, 821 nt
Organism: Xyrauchen texanus (razorback sucker)
Lineage: Eukaryota; Metazoa; Chordata; Actinopteri; Cypriniformes; Catostomidae
Product: cornifelin homolog
Source: RefSeq, a predicted model, not a curated record